This is a messenger RNA of Galendromus occidentalis (western predatory mite), 1930 nucleotides long. RefSeq names its product WD repeat-containing protein 70. Bases 57 to 1796 code for a protein of 579 amino acids. Gene Ontology annotation, molecular function: protein binding. NCBI's taxonomy places the organism in Eukaryota, Metazoa, Arthropoda, Arachnida, Mesostigmata, Phytoseiidae. Gene Ontology annotation, cellular component: nucleus; site of double-strand break. The record is from RefSeq and is a predicted model, not a curated record. The transcript is spliced from 7 exons.
UCCGGCCGUCAUUUCGAAUUCUACUCUGUGGCCCUGAUUCCGCGCCAGCCGCCAGCAUGAACCCCGGUUCUGGAACCGCCAGUGCUCGGAAGAACGCCGAAAAGAAGGCUCGAACGUUUGACCUAACCGCAAUUUUCGAGCAAGCGAAACAAACCGCCCGUGAAGUCUGCCGUCAACCGGAGAAAGACCCAGAGGAAGAUCCGCCGGACCCAGGGGAUGUCGUCGCAGCUGGACCUUCGAAGAUUGGUGCUGUGGACGGCGGCGAAGACGACGUUAUCGGCCCCCUACCCCCGUCUCGAGCGACCGAAGACAAAUCAGAUAGCGACUCCGACAAGGAGGACUCGAGCAUGCCCUCGAGUAUGUCCAUUCAAAUGAACAAUGGAGUCAAGCCAAUCUCGGCUCUCGCGAUCGACGCCAACGGGGCGCGAGUUGUGACCGGAGGAUAUGACUACGAAGUAGCCUUUUGGGACUUCGCGGGCAUGGACUCAUCGUUCAGGCCAUUCCGCACUAUGCGUCCGUGUGAGAGCCAUCAAAUAAGAGACCUCGCCUUCAACGCGACCGGGGAACAUAUUCUGGUCGUCUCAGGGAACGCGCAAGCCAAGGUCCUGGAUCGAGACGGGCUCCUAGUUCUCGAGUGCCCUAAAGGUGAUAUGUACAUAACGGAUACGGCGAAGACGAAGGGUCACAUUGCAAUGUUGAACGCCGGCUGCUGGCACCCUCGCGAAAGAACGGAAUUCAUGACGUGUUCCAAUGACGGUUCCGUGCGAUUAUGGGACUCGAGCGCUGGGACAAAGCACAAAGCCAUCAUGAAGCCCAAGCAGCAAGGAGGCCUGCGAGCGAUACCGACAGCUUGCUGCUACAGCCAAGACGGGAACUGGUGCGCGGUCGGAUGUAACGAUGGAUCGAUCCAAAUAUGGGACCAUCGGCGGAAUUUCGUCAACACCGCGCAAGUGACGAGAGACGGUCAUGCCAAAAGCUCGGACAUCUCGAGCUUGAAAUUUUCGUAUCGUGGUCAUCAGAUCCUCAGUCGAGGCCUUGAUGACCGAAUGAUACUCUACGAUGCCAGGAACAUCAAAAAACCGUUGAAGGUGUUCUCAGAUCUCACGAAUAUGUACUCGAUGACCGAUGCCAUUUUCAGUCCGAACGACAAGUUGAUUCUGACAGGGACAUCCCUACGGAAAGGAGACACCGAGGCGGAAAUUAAAGUUUUCAAUGCCGAGACUUUCAAAGAGACGGAAUCGCACGUCGAGAAUGCUUCGGUGAUUCGUUUAGCAUGGCAUACCAAAAUAAAUCAAGUCCUUCUCACGCGGAGUGACGGGGCUACGAAGGUUUUCUACGACGAGACGUCGCGUAACGGUGCCCUCCUAUGCGUGGGCAAAACAAAGAUCAAGAAGAAGCACAUGGAAACAGUGACAUCCACACAGAUCAUAACGCCACAUGUGCUUCCAAUGUAUCGUCCCGACAAGACCCGUCUCAUGCGGAAGCAACAAGAAAUCGACCGCAAAGAUCCGAUAAAGUCUCGGAAACCCGAUAUGCCGGUCACGGGUCCCGGUGCCGGAGGCAAGAUAGCUUCUGGAGGUAACACUCACACCUCAUUUAUCGUUCGGCAGCUCGGAAUGAGAGAGAAAACAGAUGACAAUGAAGAUCCUCGUGAAGCUUUGCUGAAAUACGCUAAAGCGGCCGAAGAAGACCCGUACUGGGUUAGUCCGGCGUAUAAGAAAAACCAGCCAAAGCCUAUUUUCCAAGCUGUCGAAGCAGAAGAGGAACCGCCUUCGAAAAAAUCGAAACCUGUUUGAUUGUGUUAGGUGUACAAUCCAGAGGCUCUUCGUUCCUGUGCCAUGAUGUAAAUUCAAAUGUACAUAGCAUGCGUUCAGACUACACUACAAUGACUGACAAUGAGACGAGGAAUGAAAAGGGCUCAGGCUGCAAA